This is a messenger RNA of Corticium candelabrum, 896 nucleotides long. RefSeq names its product ras-related protein Rab-4B-like. NCBI's taxonomy places the organism in Eukaryota, Metazoa, Porifera, Homoscleromorpha, Homosclerophorida, Plakinidae. Gene Ontology annotation, molecular function: GTP binding; GTPase activity. The record is from RefSeq and is a predicted model, not a curated record. Bases 38 to 667 code for a protein of 209 amino acids. The transcript is spliced from 7 exons. Gene Ontology annotation, biological process: vesicle-mediated transport; Rab protein signal transduction; regulation of endocytosis. Gene Ontology annotation, cellular component: recycling endosome; plasma membrane.
AUGCGUAUGUAAAGACACAAGGUUACGCCUCUUCAUAAUGGCUGAAUCUUACGAUUAUCUGUUCAAGUUUCUAGUCAUUGGCGGCCCAGGCGUUGGAAAGUCGUGCAUUCUUCAUCAGUUCAUCGAUGGCAAAUUUAAACAGGAGUCGUCUCACACAAUUGGCGUUGAGUUUGGAUCUAAGUUAGUGAAUGCGGCUGGAAAGACGGUGAAACUGCAAAUCUGGGAUACAGCUGGACAGGAGAGAUUUCGUUCUGUGACGAGAAGCUACUACAGAGGAGCAGCUGGGGCUCUCUUAGUUUAUGAUAUCGCGAGCCGUGAGACAUAUAAUGCACUUACCAAUUGGUUGACUGAUGCUCGCACACUCGCUAGUCCGAAUAUUGUUAUUAUCCUUGUUGGUAACAAAAAGGAUUUAGAAGCUGAUCGAGAGGUUACGUUUCUUGAGGCAAGUCGGUUUGCCCAGGAAAAUGAGCUUAUGUUUUUGGAAACUAGCGCACUUACGGGAGAAAAUGUUGAGGAAGGCUUUCUUAAAUGUGCUCGUUCAAUUUUGUCAAAAGUUGAUGCAGGUGAAUUGGAUCCUGAGAGAAUGGGUUCUGGCAUUCAGUACGGGGACAGCACAUUGAGGAGGCUUCAUCAGCAACAACCACAGGGAAACUCAUGCAAAUGCUGAGAUGUACGAGUGUAGUAUAUACAUUGCAUUAUUUCUUGAUAAGUCAUGGAUUGUGAUUUCUUUCAUAUAGUGUGCAAACCUUUAGUUAUUGAUGUAUUUACUUAAUCAUUUUUGUUCAUAACUGGAUAUGUAAUUGCUUCCUGGUAAAAUGUGCAAUUGGGGAAAUGCAUGCUUGCCCACCGCCAGCUAAGUGCUCUCAAUGCUUUUAGAAUAUGCAGCACGUUUAGGA